This is a messenger RNA of Kogia breviceps (pygmy sperm whale), 1423 nucleotides long. RefSeq names its product RNA binding protein, mRNA processing factor 2 (gene RBPMS2). Gene Ontology annotation, biological process: negative regulation of smooth muscle cell differentiation. Gene Ontology annotation, cellular component: cytoplasm. Gene Ontology annotation, molecular function: protein homodimerization activity; mRNA binding. NCBI's taxonomy places the organism in Eukaryota, Metazoa, Chordata, Mammalia, Artiodactyla, Physeteridae. The record is from RefSeq and is a predicted model, not a curated record.
CGCCGCCGCGGGCGCACUCGCCGGUCGCAGUGAAAAGGCGGAGGCGGCGGCCGCUCCGGCUCGGCUCCGGUUCCCAGUGCCUCCCCCGCCGCACCCCCUCCCCGCCUCCUGCACCCGCCAAACUUGAUGUGACCCCAGCCCGACGCUGCGGCUGCCCCUCUCACCGCCCCGCGCGCUCCCCACCGCCACCCAGCCCCUCACUCCCGGAGCGCACCGCUCACCUCGCCCCUUCCCACCUCCUCGCCGGGGCCGGGCGCCGCGCUAGCCCUCCGCGUUCCCUUCCCCUAGCCACCCCCACCCCACCCCCCGCACCAUGAGCAACCUGAAGCCGGACGGCGAGCACGGCACCAGCACGGGCACCGGCACGGGCUCGGGCUCCAGCGGCACCCUGGAGGAGGAGGUCCGGACACUGUUCGUCAGUGGGCUCCCUGUGGAUAUUAAACCCAGAGAACUCUAUCUGCUCUUCAGGCCGUUCAAGGGGUAUGAAGGGUCCCUGAUCAAGCUCACAUCGAGACAGCCUGUUGGUUUUGUGAUCUUCGACAGCCGGGCAGGAGCAGAAGCGGCCAAGAAUGCAUUGAACGGUAUUCGCUUUGAUCCUGAGAACCCUCAGACCCUGAGGCUAGAGUUUGCCAAAGCCAACACCAAGAUGGCCAAGAACAAGCUAAUGGCUACACCAAAUCCUACCAACGCUCACCCCGCCCUAGGAGCACACUUCAUCGCACGAGACCCCUAUGACCUGAUGGGGGCCGCUCUGAUCCCCGCAUCCCCAGAGGCCUGGGCCCCCUACCCUCUGUACACCACAGAGCUGACCCCAGCCAUCUCACAUGCUGCGUUUACCUACCCAGCCGCCACUGCUGCUGCCGCUGCCGCCCUACAUGCUCAGGUGCGCUGGUACCCUUCCUCUGAUACCACCCAGCAAGGAUGGAAAUAUCGUCAGUUCUGUUAGUUCUUCAGUCUGGUCACCACAGCUCGAAGCCCCCGCCCGCCUCACUGGGGAGGGAGCCACCCUGAGCUUCCACUGCCCCCAGGUGGCCUGUGCAGAGCUGCUGCUUCCCUCCAAAGACUGUGAAUUUUAAGCCUGACUCAGUGGACUCUGUUUCCUUUCUCUCCUUUUCCUCUGCCCUGUCCUGCCCCAAAGCCCCUCUCCAAGGCCUCACGGCAGGAUUCAGGGGCCUUUUCACUGGGACACCCAGACCCAGCUCAGAGGUCUCACUGGGACUGAGCAAGGCCUGACCUCCAGUCCAAAUUUGCUUCCGUAGCCCCACCUCAAAGAAAUGAGGCGUUUAAUUUUGCAUGUUUUCCUGGCAUGAAUUAAGACACUUAAACUUGUAUAUAUGUGAGUGUACAGUUUGUUCUCACAUUGUGUCACCAUAGCAACAAGUCCUGGCCACUAAUGGUUCAUCAUUCCCGGUCCCCCUCCCCU